UAACAUAGCAUAGCGUAAACUGGACGGUCUUAAAACUCAGACGCAGGUUUGACCGCUUCCCUCAAACUGGAUUAACCAAUACUGGCAGCCCAAUCCUGAAAUCAAUUGAGAUUUCCACCGGGUUUAUCACCCCCAACACACAUACCGCUCUCGCUUCCGUUCAUCUCCCGUCACCAUUGAAGAAGCUCCAGUUGAGAUCCCUCGUCCUCCAUCCAAAAUCAUGGGAUUCCAUUCCCGAAUUUGAGCUGCGCGAUCUGACGAGCAAUUUAUCCUUAGGAUAUACGUCGUGCUGUUUGGAAUUGGUGGUUCAUUCAUGUAACGUGAAUUUCCUAGCUGAUUCGUUUUGUAGCUUGUUAGUUUCUGGAACGUAUGUCGCUUGGUUAUCGGCAACUUGCAGAGAAGCAAUGGUAAGUGAAAUAUAUGUCAUGUACAUGCUUGUGAAUUACACAGAGCUCGCUUAAUACAGAAACCAUGGAUUCGAAGGACCGGUUGAUUAUGGAUCAUAGUACUGUCAUGUAAUAGCAACUUGAACUUCUUCGAGUUCUAGAAGGAAGCAUGAACAUCGUUAAGGGUGUAGCUGACCUGAUUCGUAGGACGUCUAGUGGUCCUAUUGGAGUGCCCGUUUCAGGGUCACAAGCUAACUGGUCACAUCCUCCGGGUCCAAAAAUACGAUUCGGUGAAGUUGGCGAUGAGGCAAUUCUUAAUGAACUUUGGGUUAGAUAUGAGAAAGCUGCUGAUAAGGGGGAGAGAAAAAGGAUGUUUUAUGUUUUCUUGAAGCAAUUUAUUGUAGCAUACAAGAACUGGAAACCAAUAAAUUCUGGCUGGCUCUCGGAGGAUGCCUUAGCUUCUGAGGAGAACUCGUCAACUUCAGAUCAUACUGUUGUUGGCUGCUCUAGUGGACAUCCUGCAGAAAUCAUUUUAAAAUUAUCUGAAGAGGUCAAGCAAUUGACUUCUCUUAUUGUUGAAUGGCGGUCAACAGCAGACUUACUUGGAGCAUCAAUUGGCUUACAUUUAACUUCAGAAGGGUUUAUAGUCUUGGAUGCCUUGGCAAUAGUUAUGCGGUCGAUGCAUAACUGUAAAGUUUUUGGGUACUAUAGUGGGAUUCAGAAGCUCACAGCAUUGAUGAAAGGGGCUGUUAUCCAACUUAAGACAAUAGCAGGCGAACUUUCUGUUGAUGAAGGUCUAUCUAAUACUGUUGUGGAAAAUACCAGACUCCUACAACAGAUGUUAAAAUAUUUGGUGUCAAUAGUACACAUUUUCAUUGACAUUGAUUCGCUUCCUGAUGUGGAGGAUCAUUCUCUAAGUAUGAAGGUACCAACUUGUGAAGAGAGAUUAAUGUGGCGCCAGAAGGCAGUUGUGUCAGUGAUGGAAGCUGGUGGAAUUAAUUGGUUAGUAGAAUUGUUGCGCGUUACUAGAAGGUUGAAUAUCAAAGAACAAAAUAUUGAAGUUGAGAUCCAAUUCUUGGCUUUAAAAAUUCUCUAUUCUGCAUUAUCUGAGAACCCACGGGGUCAAAAUCAUUUUAAAAGCAUUGGUGGACUUGAAGUCUUGUUAGAUGGUCUUGGACUUCCAUCCAAAAUUGUUUUAGCUCCGAAGGACCCAACUGAUGCUGACCAGAAAAGAGACGAGAGUCGCUUCCUUAACAUUUUGCAGCUGCAUGUUCUUUCACUGGCAGUCCUUAGAGAGGCCGUAUUUGGGAAUUUAAACAACAUGCAAUUUUUGUGUGAAAACGGGAGAGUACAAAAAUUUGCAAAUAGCUUUUGUUCUCCAGCUUUCAUGCUUCAAGAAUACAAACUGCAGAUUAGGGAGUUAUCUGGACAACAUGAUUUUAGAUGGCCUAUCCUUGACUGUAAAUACAAUGUUGCAGCACAUUCAGGAGAGUGUUCAGUUGUACCUUUAGCCAAUCUCACUCACAUACAAUCUUGGAAUGAAUAUGUUGUGAAGUUAUGCAGAGUACUUUGUUCUUUUCUUCUUGCUCCAGAAGAUGUUAAACCUCAUCAUCCUCAACCAUCUUCUAUCCGAAUCAUGACACCAGUUUCAUUGGUCUAUGGCGAUCUUUCAAUCAAAUGGGUCAUGAGGGUACUUGUAGCCGUGUUCCCCUGCAUUAGGGCUUGCUCUAAUCAAAAUGAUUUGCCUGCCCACUUGAGGAUCCUUGCCAAUGCUUUGCAACACUCCGUCCUUACUGCAUUUAGAAAGUUCCUUGUUUCUUCUCCAGUGUCUCUUGAAAUUUUUCGAGAAGAGGGGAUAUGGGAUCUUUUCUUCUCCGAGAAUUUUUUCUAUUUUGGACAUGCUUUUGAGGAGUUUUUCUUAGAAUGUUGCGUAAACAGUGGUGAUGAUUUCUUGGAGAAACCUGAAACAUAUUAUGCUACUUGCUCAAAGAGUCCGCUAAAGGUUGACGGGGUUGAUAUAAUUCAAAUUGAAGUAAUUUCAUUUGUAGAGUUUGCUUCAACUUCUUGUGGAAGUGCACAUAAUUUACCUGAAUUAUCUGCUUUAUUAGACACCCUUGAACAGUCUGCUUGUAAUCCGGACGUUGCCAUUGCUCUCUCUAAAAGCUUGCUCCGCAUAUUACAAAUUUCAUCUGAGAGAACUGUUGCUUCAUUCAAGACACUGAAUGCAGUUCCCCGGUUGCUUAAAGUUGCUUGUGUUCAAGCCCAGGAACACAGAAGAUCUGGAAAUGUUAUUUCAUCUGAGAUUAAUUAUGUCGAAGACAUUCAAUCUCGAAGUAAUCAGGGAACUGAUUCAAGGGAGACAGGUCAAAGUUGUCUUGCAUGCUUGGAAACCAUCAUGGAGGUUUUCACAGAAUUUUUCUCAAUAGGAGACGAAGCUAAAAAUUUGGUUCUGCUUAAUUCAACAUCAAUUGAUUGUUUGUUUGAUUUAUUUUGGGAAGAAAGUUUGAGAAGCCGUGUACUUAAACACACACUUGAGCUCAUAAAGAUAAAACCAAUUUCUGAGGAAGAUCAAAAGGCGAAACUGUAUAUUUGUACGAAAUAUCUUGAAAUGUUUGCUCAAAUUAAAGAGCGGGAGAAAAGUUCUACGGAUCUCUCUAUUGAUCUGUUGGUUGGAAUCAGAGAGAUUCUUCUGAAUGAUCCUCAGUACUACCAAACUCUGUUUCGUGAUGGAGAGUGCUUUUUGCAUAUUGUCUCUUUGUUGAAUGGUAAUGUUGAUGAGGCGGAUGGUGAAAGGUUGAUUUUGAACGUCCUUCAAACUCUUACUUGUCUGCUAGCUAAAAAUGAAGUCUCAAAGGCUUCAUUUAGAGCUUUGGCUGGCAAAGGUUACCAGACAAUGCAAACUUUGCUCUUGGACUUCUGUCAGUGCCAUCCAAGUGAUGCACUCUUAAGUGCCCUGCUUGAUAUGCUUGUUGAUGGAAAUUUUGACUUGAAGCUGUGCCCUGUUAUACAGAAUGAAGACGUGAUCAUUCUUUAUCUGAGUGUUCUGCAGAAGAGCAGUGAGCCACUGCAGCAUCAAGGGCUUAAUAUGUUUCAACAGCUUCUUCGGGAUUCUAUAUCCAAUCGAGCUUCUUGUGUGAGAGCAGGAAUGCUGACUUUUCUUCUGGAUUGGUUUGGUCAAGAUAACAAUGACGAUGUCAUUGUGAAAAUUGCUCAGUUAAUUCAAGUAAUAGGUGGGCAUAGUGUAUCCGGGAAGGAUAUCCGCAAAAUUUUUGCUUUGUUGAGGAGUGAGAAAGUUGGGAAACAGAAACGUUAUUGUUCAUUGUUGAUGGCCAGUAUUUUGUCAAUGCUAACUGAGAAGGGACCGACUGCUUUUUUUGAUCUGAGUGGGAACAAUUCUGGGAUCUUAAUUAAAACACCGGUUCAGUGGCCUCUCAAUAAAGGAUUUUCCUUUUCAUGUUGGCUUCGGGUAGAAAACUUCCCAAUACAUGGAACAAUGGGUCUAUUCAACUUCCUUACAGAAAAUGGAAGAGGCUGCUUGGCUGUGCUUGCAAAGAACAAGAUUAUUUAUGAGUCUAUCAAUCUGAGGAGACAGAGUGUCAGGCUACAUGUUAAUGUAUCCAGAAAGAAGUGGCAUUUUCUUUGUAUAACCCAUAGUAUUGGAAGAGCAUUUUCUGGGGGUAGCUUGUUGCGGUGUUAUGUGGAUGGUGAUCUUGUUUCCUCUGAGAGAUGCAGAUAUGCUAAAGUUAAUGAACCACUAACAAAUUGCACGGUGGGAGCAAAGUUCAAUGUGUCUCUGAGUGAAGAAGUUGAUACUAAGGAAUCUGUUGAAGCUGCAUUUCCUUUUCUUGGUCAGAUAGGUCCUGUUUAUUUGUUUAGUGAUGCUAUUUCUUCUGAGCAAGUGCAGGGUAUUCAUUCUCUUGGACCAAGCUAUAUGUAUUCAUUUCUUGACAAUGACAUUGCUACUUUCUCUGAGAAUCAAUUGCCUAGAGGAAUUCUCAAUGCUAAAGAGAGUUUGGCAUCAAAAAUUAUCUUCGGCCUUAAUGCACAGGCAAGCAGUGGAAAAUCAUUAUUUAAUGUUUCACCAACAUUAGAUCUCAUUUUGGAAAAGAACUCUUUUGAAGCUACUGCUAUGGUUGGCACAGAGUUAUGUUCAAGACGCUUACUACAGAAGAUUAUCUACUGUGUUGGGGGUGUCACUGUACUUUUUCCUCUAAUUUCUCAGUCUGACAGAUAUGAAAGUGAAAGUGAAAGUAAUGGUCAGAAUGUGGAUGUAAUUGGUACGAAAGAGUGUCUAACAGCUGAAGUUAUUGAACUUAUUGCUUCUGUCCUUGAUGAGAAUUUACCAAAUCAACACCAGAUGCAUCUCCUUUCUGGAUUCUCCAUUCUGGGAUUUUUGCUGCAAUCGGUCAAUCCCCUACAACUUAAUAUGGAAACUCUUGCAGCCUUGAAACAUCUUUUCAAUGUCAUUGCGAACUGUGGAUUUUCUGAGCUUCUCAUUCAAGAUGCUAUAUCUAGCAUAUUUCUUAAUCUCUCAAUCUGGAUCUAUUCUGCUUAUGAGGUGCAGCGUGAAUUAUACUUGUUUCUCAUUCAGCAGUUUGAUAAUGAUCCCAGACUGCUGAAGAAUCUUUGCCGCCUUCCACUUAUUCUUGAUAUGAUUUGUAAGUUUUACUGUGACAAAGCUAACUGUAAAUUUGCUUCUGGAAGCAAAACUUCUCUGCAUCCACCUGUUGGCGUUCUUGGAGAAAGACCUACUAAGGAUGAAAUAAGGAAAAUUCGUCUUCUUUUACUAAGCCUUGGGGAGAUGAGCAUUCGGCAAAAUAUUGUAGCAGCUGAUAUAAAAGCUCUUAUUGCUUUUUUUGAAAGAAACCAGGAUGUGACAUGCAUCGAGGAUGUUUUACAUAUGGUUAUAAGGGCUAUAGCUCAAAAGAAAGUUCUUGCUUCUUUCCACGACCAAGUUAGUUUCAUCGGUGGCUAUCCAAUUUUUGUCAAUCUUCUACAGAGGGAAUUUGAACCUAUCAGAUUGCUUAGCUUGCAGUUUCUUGGUAGACUUUUGGUUGAUCUUCCUUCCGAGAAGAAAGGACUUAGAUUUUUCAAUCUCCCAGGUGGAAAAGCUAAAUCUGUUCAAGAUAGCCAUAAGAAAAAUGGUUUGAGGAUGCAACCGCUAUUCUCAGCUAUAUCUGAUAGGUUGUUUAGGUUUCCACCAACAGACAAUUUAUGUGCUGCAUUGUUUGAUGUUCUUCUAGGGGGUGCAAGCCCCAAACAGGUAUUGCAGAAACAAAAUCAGUCUGAUGGACAAAAAAACAAAUCUCCUGGAUCUCACUUUGCUGUUCCACAGAGUUUAGUUCUUAUUUUCCGGUUCUUAUGUAGCUGUGAGGAUAUUUCUGCCAGACUAAAAAUAAUCACAGAUCUUCUUGAUCUUCUUGACACGAAUUCUUCGAAUAUUGAAGCUUUUAUGGAAUAUGGGUGGAAUGCUUGGUUGACAGCUUCUGUAAAGCUUGCUGCUUUGCAGCAGUACAAAGUUGGGUCAUUAGAUCAAGUUGACGAUAAAAUAAAUGAGCAGCGUUCUAUAAGGAAACUGUUUUCUGUUGUUCUUUUGCAUUGCAUAUGGUCUGUGAAGGGUGGCUGGCAACAAUUAGAAGAAACAGCAACUUUCCUUCUUAUGCAGUCUGAGAAAGUAUGUUGAAUUCUUUUGCAAAUU
Molecule: messenger RNA, 6084 nt
Organism: Benincasa hispida (wax gourd)
Lineage: Eukaryota; Viridiplantae; Streptophyta; Magnoliopsida; Cucurbitales; Cucurbitaceae
Source: RefSeq, a predicted model, not a curated record